AUGUCUAUAACCAAGAGAGCGCUUGCGCAGCGAUGGCUGCCAGUAGAGCAGUAUCCGCUCACCAAGGAUAUGCACUCUCACAUUCUGAAGAAGCUCAAGCGAAGGACAGUACUACAAGCUAGCAUCGUUAGCGACAAGCUCUGUGCCGAUGUCGUGCGUCGCGUCUCUCCAUAUCUGCGCAAAAACUCCCCCGUCGACGUUCUUGACCUCUGGCCCAAUGUUGGCUUGUUAUCCGCGACGAUACAUAAAUAUUUGCGUCCACGUCGCCACCUCCUCGUCGAGCCGGACCUUCCCUCUUAUGAGCCUUGGCUCCGCGAACUUGUGAAAAGCGAUCCUAGCUACAGACUUAUUUCCGAAGAUAUCUACACUCGCCGUGACUGGGCCGAAAUAUUUGAGGAAUACCUCCCCGAACAAGUCAACUCUCCUGACCGAGAAGUCGCAGGCCAGGCACUGCCUCGAAACGAUACCCUUCUUGUUUUGGCCAGCCCGCCUGUUCCAGCCCAGAAAGCCGACCACUACACGCCCCAACGAUGGUGGAGUGCGAUGAUGGAGAGCUGUAUGCAGCAGAGAGGACUACAUAAAUACGGAAGUGUCCGUAUCCUGGCUUCGAUGCCGCCCGGCGAGGUGGAGGGUGUUCUUCCCCGAACCGUCGCCGAGCGUCGACGGCCCGCCUUGCUGACGGAGACGGUGGCGGCGCAAGCAUUUGAGGUGGCAAGUUGCUAUGAGGAGGAGCAUUCCUGGAUCACUAUCAAGCCUCUGGAGGUGACAUUGAAGGGUCGCGAGCGAGUCGAAGAGCGAGCUGCGGCGCACAAGGUCUCUGUGUCUGCUCGUCGGAAGCCUCCACCCUUGAAACUUGCCCCAGUCUGUCAGAAGCGGGAUCGAUCCGACGUCCCUCACUGUCCUCGUUUAUUUACCGAGCGACAUCAGACCCUCCUCGAUGAUAUCGAGGCCGGUGAUCAGGAAGACCCCAAGGUCCCCAUUGUCAAGUCCCCCGCGAAGACAGCGCGACAGCGAGCCCAGACCGCCCUGCACAAGGAGAAUUCAAUUGCCCAUAGCCGACAUGAACUGGCAUACCUCGAGAUCGAAAUUGACAAGACCUCCCGAGCGCUCUCUCGAGCCGCUGGCGACCCCGGCCAGACCGCUGCCGACUUACAAAAGCUUGAUGACACUAUCGCCACGCAGAAAGCGGCCCUGUCCGAUCAGCUGGCAAGUCUGCACCAUCGGCUCUACAAGAGUUGGGAUCGGCUCGUCGACGACCUCCGAACCAUGAAUGCGUCUCACAAUUUUGACGAUUCGGUGCUGACAUACGACCGACGACCCUCGGAACCGAUACUGAUCGACAAGUUUGAGCUCUUCCCACGCGAACCACGUACCGUCGUUUUCUUCGAGCCCGAGACCAAUCCCGAGUUUCUCAAGAAGAUCGGGCCCUUGCCGGCUGAAACGCGGCAGCAUGUGGAAGGGUUGUUCGAGGCACUGUCUUCGGUGUUUGGCCCUCGCAAUCAUAUCACCCUCAGCGAGCUCUUCAAGAUCUUGUUCGUGGACCGCCCUACCAACGAGAUUGUUGAGGCUGUGCCAUCACUGGCACCAUAUGCCCGCAAGCGGCUCAAACCCGGCCACGGGCCUGUCCCGCUGCCCGACGCCAGUCAACAGCCGGAGAUGUGUUUCCAAGAAAACCUCGACUACGACUUUACAGAUAUUCGUCUUCGAUGCAUUCCCGGGGUGGUCAUGUGGGACAUCCUCCUCGAGUACCAAAAGCAAGCGCCAACCGUGACGCCGACCCAAUUCAGCCGCAUGAUCGGAGGUACUUUGACCUCGUUUCGCGCCGGACGCAAUCUCAUGGUGGUGCCGAAGCGCAUGCACUAA
This is a messenger RNA of Penicillium oxalicum, 1863 nucleotides long. RefSeq lists its product as uncharacterized. The transcript is spliced from 2 exons. The coding region runs from base 1 to 1863 and encodes 620 amino acids. The record is from RefSeq and is a predicted model, not a curated record. Lineage: Eukaryota; Fungi; Ascomycota; Eurotiomycetes; Eurotiales; Aspergillaceae.